This is a messenger RNA of Aspergillus terreus NIH2624, 792 nucleotides long. Its product is annotated as Rab family GTPase. The record is from RefSeq and is a predicted model, not a curated record. Gene Ontology annotation, molecular function: GTP binding; GTPase activity. Bases 1 to 792 code for a protein of 263 amino acids. The transcript has 3 exons. Lineage: Eukaryota; Fungi; Ascomycota; Eurotiomycetes; Eurotiales; Aspergillaceae.
AUGUCUGAGGCAAACAGCGCAAAUACUCCGAAGCCGAGUAGCAGCGUCAAGCUGGUCCUUCUGGGCGAGGCCGCCGUGGGAAAGUCCUCGCUGGUCCUACGAUUUGUCAACAAUGACUUCCAAGAAAACAAGGAACCGACGAUCGGAGCCGCCUUCCUCACGCAGAAAUGCUCCCUGCCGACCCGCACGAUUAAGUUUGAGAUCUGGGAUACCGCCGGCCAGGAGCGCUUCGCUUCGCUGGCCCCCAUGUACUACCGGAAUGCCCAGGCGGCGCUGGUAGUCUACGAUGUCACCAAGCCGUCCUCGCUCACCAAGGCCAAGCACUGGGUUGCCGAACUGCAGCGACAAGCGAGCCCCGGAAUUGUGAUUGCCCUGGUUGGAAACAAGCUGGACUUGACGAACGACGGAAACGGCGCCGCCGCGGAGUCUCCCGCUGAGGACGAGCAGGAGUCUGGAGCCGCGGAGGGCGAGGAUGAGGCGGCGGGGGAGAAUGCCGACGAGGCCGAUGCGACCCCCGGAGACGCACGCAAGGUCUCCACCCGGGAGGCGAGCACCUACGCGGAGGAGGAGAGCCUGCUGUUCUUCGAGACCAGUGCGAAGACCGGCGUGAACGUCGUUGAUGUGUUUACGGCGAUUGCGAAUGCCAUCCCGGAAAGCAGCCUGAAGAGUGGACGCGGCGCCGGCGCGGGAACGGGUCAGACUACGCUGGGCGGUGGCCGUCCGGCCGACGACGCACGAGUGAACCUGGGCGAGCGUGGAGCGGCGACGGCGAAGGAGGGAUGUGCUUGUUGA